CACAAUCAUUUAUGGUUUUGAGACUUUCCGGGCAAUAUCCUUUCCCCUUUCUGGACCCUAUAAGUCCACCACCUCUUCUUCUUCUUAAACCUCUCUGAGGGUUUCUGAAUCUCGGAGUCAACAUGUGUUUCAAUAAGUGUCCUCUGUUUCUUCUGCUUCUCAUGUUGUCUUCUAUUUCACAGAAACCCUCAGUUGCAGAAGCAAGACCCUUCUCCCUCAAAUCCCAUCAAGGAGGCUCGGAGACGACCUUGGCUUCGCUCGGAGUUGUGUGCAAGUGUUGUGAUGGGAUUGGUGGUGCCUGCACAAGCACGUGGACAGAUUCUUGCUCUAACUUGCAGUGUUCUCCAUGGAAAUAUCAGACUAGCUAGUUAUGAUCUUCUUCUGUGUAUUUAAUUUUCUGGUUUUUCACUGCGUUUGUACCUUUUGGAAGAAUCACGGAUACUAUAUACUACAGAAAUAUCAGAAUA
Prosopis cineraria is the source of this 467-nucleotide messenger RNA. RefSeq lists its product as uncharacterized. Bases 123 to 368 code for a protein of 81 amino acids. The record is from RefSeq and is a predicted model, not a curated record. NCBI's taxonomy places the organism in Eukaryota, Viridiplantae, Streptophyta, Magnoliopsida, Fabales, Fabaceae. The transcript is spliced from 2 exons.